AAAGUCAGUGACGACGAAUCUGCACCGGAAGUAAAAGCAUGUGUUGGUUACAGAGAAUGUGUGUUAAAGGGCAGUGACGUGUGUGUUGAGUGUGUGUUGAGUUGUGUGUUGAGUUUGUGUUGAGUUCAGUUUUAUUUCUGUUUAAUUCUCAUCUACAGGACGGUGUGAAGAGCUGAUAAAGUGCACAAUGCUCCAGAACACAGGAAAGCUGUCAGGUUGCACCCUGUUCAUCACCGGGGCGAGUCGUGGCAUCGGGAAGGCCAUCGCACUGAAAGCUGCCCGUGACGGUGCCAACGUGGUGAUCGCUGCCAAGACGGCGGAGACGCACCCCAAACUGCCAGGGACCAUUUACACGGCCGCCGAGGAGAUUGAAGCGGCGGGAGGAAAAGCUCUGCCGUGUAUCGUGGAUGUUCGUGAUGAGAAGCAGGUGAGCGAGGCGGUGGAGAACGCCGUGCAGAAGUUCGGAGGCAUCGACAUCCUGGUGAACAAUGCCAGCGCCAUUAACCUGACCGGGACACUGGACACGUCCAUGAAGAAAGUGGACCUCAUGUUGGGCAUCAAUCUGAGAGGAACCUAUCUGACGUCGAAACUCUGCAUCCCGCAUCUGUUAAAAAGUAAAAACCCCCACAUCCUCAACCUCAGUCCUCCUCUCAACCUCAACCCCAUCUGGUUCAAGAACCACACAGCUUACACUAUGGCCAAAUAUGGCAUGUCCAUGUGUGUCCUUGGGAUGGCUGAAGAAUUUCGUGGAUCCAUUGCUGUUAAUGCGCUGUGGCCUCGUACAGCCAUCCAGACGGCCGCGAUGGAGAUGCUCGGGGGUUCGGGUGUGGGGAAGCAGUGCAGGAAGGUGGACAUCAUGGCCGACGCUGCCUACGCCAUCCUCAGCAAACCCGUCAGCUACACGGGACACUUCGUCAUAGACGACGACAUCCUCAAGAAGGAGGGGAUUAAAGACUUUGAUGUGUACGCCGUGGAGCCCGGUCAUCAGCUGCUUCCUGACUUCUUCCUGGAUGAAGAUCCCGAGACACUGAAGAAGCAGAUGGAGAGUCACGACAAAGCGAGUGCAGAUUCUCCCUCCAGCCCCAUCGCUGAUACGUUUAAGGUGAUUAAAGGUGUGAUCAGCCCUGAGGUGGUCAAAUCCACGCAGGGGGUCUACAGAUUCCAGCUGUCCGGAGAACAUCCUGGAGUGUGGUACAUCGACAUGAAGAACGGCGCAGGUGGAGCAGGCAGUGGAGAACCUCCUGUUAAAGCAGACGUGGAGAUGAGUCUGGACAGCGACGACUUCAUCAAGAUGUUCACAGGGAAACUGAAGCCCACCAUGGCCUUCAUGUCCGGGAAGCUGAAGAUCAAAGGCGACAUGUCUCUGGCCAUCAAAAUGGAGAAGAUGAUGGCGCUGAUGAAGUCCAAGCUGUAAUAAUCUCCGUCCGAGCAUCCGACAAACUCGUCACUGUGUCUGACACAUUUUUAUAAGACGGUAUAACACUGUAGAACAGAAAAACACUGAGUGCAAAAGUUUGUGCACCCACACGUUUAAUGUGUGUGCGGUUUCACGUGCGAUCCUUCGGCUCGAACGUCUCCGAGUGUCUCAUGGUUAUUAAACGUUAUAAAGCUCCUCCAGUGCAGGAGUCACUUUAAUACAGAUGUAAAUAAUGUGUAGGUUUUGUUGUUAUUUACCUCAGAUUUGGGUUCUUUUAACUGCCAUGAAUUAAUAAAUAAGAUAAAGUACGUCAUUAAAAUAACAAGUACAUCUGA
Tachysurus fulvidraco (yellow catfish) is the source of this 1752-nucleotide messenger RNA. RefSeq names its product hydroxysteroid dehydrogenase like 2 (gene hsdl2). The transcript is spliced from 12 exons. Gene Ontology annotation, cellular component: mitochondrion. The coding region runs from base 188 to 1414 and encodes 408 amino acids. The record is from RefSeq and is a predicted model, not a curated record. Lineage: Eukaryota; Metazoa; Chordata; Actinopteri; Siluriformes; Bagridae.